Mauremys mutica (yellowpond turtle) is the source of this 4202-nucleotide messenger RNA. RefSeq names its product potassium sodium-activated channel subfamily T member 2 (gene KCNT2). The record is from RefSeq and is a predicted model, not a curated record. Lineage: Eukaryota; Metazoa; Chordata; Testudines; Geoemydidae. The transcript has 31 exons. Bases 1 to 3486 code for a protein of 1161 amino acids. Gene Ontology annotation, molecular function: intracellular sodium-activated potassium channel activity. Gene Ontology annotation, biological process: potassium ion transport. Gene Ontology annotation, cellular component: membrane.
AUGGUGGAUCUGGAGAGUGAGGUGCCUCCUCUUCCUCCCAGGUACAGGUUUCGGGAUUUGCUGCUGGGAGACCAAGGAUGGCAGAACGACGACAGGGUACAAGUUGAAUUUUAUAUGAAUGAAAAUACAUUUAAAGAGAGACUGAAGCUAUUUUUCAUCAAAAACCAAAGAUCAAGUCUCAGAAUACGAUUGUUCAAUUUUUCUCUCAAGUUAUUAAGCUGUUUCUUAUAUAUAAUUCGAGUGCUCCUGGAUGAUCCUACACAAGGACAUGGAUGCUGGGGCUGUUCCAGUCAAAACUACACACCUGCAAAGAUUGAUUGGUCUCCUAUUAUUUGGGUGAACAGAAGCUUGCCUUUAUGGGGAUUACAGGUUUCAGUGGCUUUGAUAAGUCUGUUUGAAACAAUGCUGCUGGGUUAUCUGAGCUACAAGGGAAACAUCUGGGAACAAGUUUUGCGAAUACCCUUCCUCCUGGAAAUAAUCAACGCUGUUCCCUUUAUCAUUACAAUUUUCUGGCCUGCACUAAGAAACCUAUUUAUUCCAGUAUUUUUAAAUUGCUGGCUUGCCAAACAUGCUUUGGAGAACAUGAUUAAUGAUCUCCAUAGAGCCAUUCAACGUACACAGUCUGCAAUGUUUAACCAAGUUCUUAUUUUAAUAUCCACAUUGCUGUGUCUUAUCUUCACCUGUAUUUGCGGAAUUCAGCAUCUGGAGCGAGCAGGAAACAAGUUGACUCUCUUUGACUCCCUUUAUUUCUGCAUAGUGACAUUUUCCACUGUGGGCUUUGGGGAUGUUACACCCAAGAUCUGGCCUUCAAAACUGCUGGUUGUCAUUAUGAUCUGUGUUGCCCUUGUGGUGUUGCCCAUACAGUUUGAACAGCUGGCUUAUUUGUGGAUGGAGAGACAGAAGUCUGGGGGUAACUACAGUCGACACAGAGCUCAGACAGAGAAACAUGUGGUACUGUGUGUCAGCUCCCUGAAGAUUGACUUGCUUAUGGAUUUCUUAAAUGAGUUCUAUGCUCAUCCCAGACUGCAGGACUAUUAUGUGGUUAUUUUGUGUCCUACUGAGAUGGAUGUUCAAGUGAGAAGAGUGUUGCAAAUUCCAAUGUGGUCUCAAAGAGUUAUCUAUCUGCAAGGCUCAGUACUGAAAGAUCAGGACCUGUUGAGAGCUAAGAUGGAUGAUGCUGAGGCCUGUUUCAUUCUGAGUAGCCGGUGUGAGGUGGACAGGACAGCAGCGGAUCAUCAAACCAUUUUAAGAGCCUGGGCAGUUAAAGACUUUGCUCCAAAAUGUCCUUUAUAUGUACAAAUAUUAAAACCCGAAAAUAAAUUCCACAUCAAGUUUGCAGAUCACGUUGUAUGUGAAGAGGAGUUCAAAUAUGCUAUGCUAGCUUUAAACUGUAUCUGCCCAGCUACUUCUACGCUAAUCACCCUGCUCGUUCAUACCUCUAGAGGACAGGAGGGUCAACAAUCACCAGAACAGUGGCAGAAAAUGUAUGGCCGAUGCUCUGGUAAUGAAGUGUAUCACAUUAAUCUGGAGGACAGUACGUUUUUUGCUGAAUAUGAGGGAAAGAGCUUUACAUAUGCUUCUUUCCAUGCACAUAAAAAGUUUGGAGUCUGUUUGAUUGGUGUUAGGAGGGAAGAUAACAAAAACAUUUUGCUGAAUCCAGGCCCUCGAUAUAUUAUGAGCGCUACAGAUAUAUGUUUUUAUAUCAACAUCACUAAAGAAGAAAAUUCAGCUUUUAAAAAGCAAGAACAGCACAGAAAAAAUAAUGAAUCCAAGUCAUACUAUCAUGGACCUUCUAGGUUGCCCUUGCACAGUGUAAUUGCCAGUAUGGGGACCGUGGCUAUAGAUUUACAAGAUACAGGAUGUAGAUCUUCCAGUGGACCUACCCUAACCCUUCCUUCAGAGGGAAGUAAAAAUGGCAGAAGAUCUAGCAUAGCACCUGUUUUGGAGGUUGCAGACUCCUCAUCACUUCAAGCGUGUGAUCUUCUAAGUGACCAGUCAGAGGAUGAAACUACUCCAUCAGAUGAUGACAUUUCUACAGGUUUAGAGUAUGUACAGUAUGCUAAAGGUUAUCCUCCUUACUCUCCUUAUAUUGGAAGUUCUCCCACAUUUUGCCAUCUGCUGCAUGAAAAAGUGCCAUUUUGUUGUUUAAGACUGGACAAGGGGUGCCAACAUAACUACUAUGAAGAUGCCAAAGCCUAUGGAUUCAAAAAUAAAUUGAUUAUAGUUGCAGCAGAGACAGCUGGAAAUGGCUUAUACAACUUUAUUGUUCCACUCAGAGCUUAUUACAGACCAAAGAAAGAACUCAACCCUAUAGUAUUACUUCUAGAUAACCCGCCAGAUAUGCAUUUUCUGGAUGCAAUCUGUUGGUUUCCAAUGGUUUACUACAUGGUGGGCUCUAUUGACAACCUAGAUGAUUUGCUAAGAUGUGGGGUAACCUUCGCUGCCAACAUGGUGGUUGUGGACAAGGAAAGUACUAUGAGUGCUGAGGAAGACUAUAUGGCAGAUGCCAAGACUAUUGUAAAUGUACAAACGCUCUUUAGGUUGUUUUCAAGUCUAAGCAUAAUCACAGAGCUAACUCACCCAGCCAAUAUGAGAUUCAUGCAGUUCAGAGCCAAAGACUGCUACUCUCUUGCGCUAUCAAAACUGGAAAAGAAAGAACGGGAGAAGGGUUCUAAUCUGGCAUUUAUGUUUCGCCUGCCUUUUGCUGCUGGAAGGGUUUUCAGCAUCAGUAUGUUGGACACCCUGCUGUACCAGUCAUUUGUGAAGGAUUAUAUGAUCUCUAUCACAAGACUUCUGCUGGGACUAGAUACCACACCAGGAUCUGGGUUUCUUUGUUCUAUGAAAAUCACAGAAGAUGACCUAUGGAUUAGGACAUAUGCCAGACUAUAUCAGAAACUUUGUUCUUCAACAGGAGAUAUUCCUAUUGGAAUCUAUAGAACUGAAUCCCAAAAACUUACAACAUCUGAGUCACGAGAAACGGCCUCACAAUCUCAAAUUUCUAUUAGCGUAGAAGAAUGGGAAGACACCAAAGACACCAAAGAACAAAUAAACAACCGCAAUAACCAUCGUAACUCCACAUCCAGUGAUCAGUCAGAUCAUCCCUUGUUACGACGGAAGAGCAUGCAGUGGGCCCGACGGCUGAGCAGAAAAGUGCCAAAGCACUCUGGCAAAACAGCGGAGAAAAUAAGUCAGCAGCGGAUGAGCCUUUACAAGAGGUCAGAAAGACAGGAACUUGCUGAACUUGUGAAGAACAGAAUGAAGCACUUGGGACUUUCCACAGCAGGAUAUGAUGAAAUGAAUGAUCAUCAAAACACCCUCUCUUACAUCCUGAUCAAUCCUUCUCCAGAUACAAGACUAGAGCUGAAUGAUGUUGUUUACUUGAUCCGACCCGAUCCAUUGGCAUACAUUCCAAAUACCGCAUCCAGCCGAAAAAAUAGCUUCUGCAAUACCAUUGGACAAGACGCCAGGGAGGAAACACAACUUUGAUAUAUUAUUCUGCUCAAUGAUAAGAGACCAUUUUCAUAUUGUUUCCAGUAACCGCUUUGAAAUCUAAUCAAAAUGGAAUGUUUAUAUUUUGUUCAGAUCUUCUUGGACAAGAGAGAAUCCUAUCUGAUAAGUGGGCAAUAAUUCAAGUUGGGAAAACAUGUACUCUAAAUGAAAGUGAUUGCCAUGUCUGUAGCCUAUUCCAGUAAUUUUGGAAAUGGAACUUUGUCACACAUUAAUGGAGUAAUUAUGAAAAGCUAUAUUACAUUUUAACAAUCUAAUCGGAACAAAUUCCAUCAUCAUGAAUUUAAUUGCUGCGUCUAAAUGUUAUGUUUAUCAAAGAGAUAGUGAAUCACUAACUAAGCCUCUGACCCAUAACUUGAAAGAAUAUCAAUGUGCAAAACAUAUAAAAUGCCUACACACACACUGGUACACAUACAGUGGCAUAUUUUAGUAGUAGUAAAUAUUCCUAUUAUGGUAGCUCUCAAAUGCCCCCAUCAAGAUUAUGUACAAGAAUCAUAGUCCAUGAAAUCAUUUUCCAGUUUGUCUCUUUGCCCACUUAUAUUAGAACAGACCAAUUUUAUAGGCCCAAUAUGGCCCUCUAGAGUGUAUUUGAUUAUUAGUUCUGCUGUUUAGACAGAGAUCAGUUUGCAUAGGGCAUACUAAGUGAACCCUACAAGGUCUAUUCUAAGGGAUUUCCAAGGGAUAAAUCCUGGCAG